UUGGAAGGCCUACAUCUAGAUGACCCCCCCCCCAUUUUAGCACAUUCAGUUGGAUUUUUUUCUGCAUCUGCUACGUUUGCUGUUUUCUUUCAACUUGGAUCGAUUUUGGAAGCAAAUUUGGACCUUCUCAGCUCGCGGAGACCGACACCACCCAUUCCCUACUACACCCAUCUGUGAAUCGAGUUGCCUUUGAGUGAUUGUCAUUCCUCCCAGGAUUUCUUGACUUUCGGCCCUCUUCCAUAUACUAACUAUGGAUAGAACGGAUCUUAUCCAGAAGGCCAAGCUGGCGGAGCAGGCUGAGCGCUACGAAGACAUGGCCGAAAGUAUGAAGGAAGUUACAGAGAUGGGAGGCGAGCUGUCAAACGAGGAGAGGAACCUGCUCUCUGUCGCCUACAAAAACGUGGUUGGGGCGAGGCGGUCCGCAUGGAGGGUGAUGUCCAGCAUCGGGAUGAAGACUGAGGGCUGCGAGAAGAAGCAGCAGAUGGUCAAGGAAUAUCGCGAGAAGGUGGAAAAGGAGCUGGAAGAGAUUUGCAACUGUGUUUUGAAACUGUUGGAGAAUCAUUUAAUUAAGGACUCCAAAACCGCAGAAAGCAAAGUCUUCUAUCUAAAGAUGAAAGGGGAUUAUUAUAGAUACCUCGCUGAAGUUGCCUCUGGAGAUGACAAGACAAAGACCAUUGAAAGCUCACAGGAAGCAUACCAGUCAGCGUUCGACAUCAGCACGACUGAGAUGGACCCCACACAUCCCAUCCGUUUGGGUUUGGCUCUCAACUUCUCCGUCUUCUUCUAUGAGAUCCUCAACUCCCCAGAAAAAGCCUGCGAGUUGGCUAAAAAGGCAUUUGACGACGCAAUCGCAGAGCUCGACCAGCUACAUGAGGAGUCCUACAAAGACAGCACUCUCAUCAUGCAGCUCCUCAGAGACAAUCUGACAUUAUGGACAUCAGACAACGCUCCUGAGGAGGGCGAGGGUGGAGACGGAGAGGCCGGAGAGACCGAGAACUAGAGCGCUCGUGUUCUUACUGUUGGAACAAUCUCCCGAAACAAGGAACAAAGAAGAAAAGCUUUUCUCAUUUUCUUUAUUUCUUAUUAACAAUUCACUGAAACAUUCCACCAGUUCAUUCCAUUGACAAAAAUUAUGAUAAGGAACCAAAGUAUUGGAUUUGGACGCAAAAGAGGAACCUUCUAAUCCUUCAGUUUUCCUUUCAGCAUUCCCAUUUGUGUAGUUUCAUCUGUAGGAAAAAAGAGGAAUUCCCUGUUCUAUUUAGAGACAUAGAAGUUGGACGCCUAAAUCUCAUUAAAUAUAUAAACUAGUCGCAUCUUUUUUGCAGUAUGUCUACAUAACUGUGUGGUACUGUUACAUUUGAUAAGGGUUGAAGUUCAAACAAAUGCAAUUAACACUGCAGGGAAACCCCAGAGCUGUAGUGCUAACUGGUUGAAUAUUAAUCUCCUGAAGUUACGACUCUUCAAACUGGUUUGGUGGGAAAUUUAGGGUCUUAUCUGAUAAAACACCAGGACCUUUUUGUUGGAGAGAAGCCGUAAUUGUCCUGCACUUCUCUUCAGAUGUUACACUGGAAUGGGAAUAAUGCAGUUUUGUAUACACUCAACAAGAGUAUGAUUUCCUUGUCUGUCCAGGGAUCGUCACUAGAUAUUUGGGCCACUAUUGUUUUGUAAUCGAUUCAGUUGUAGUCCCCAUAAACCUUGUGGAACUUUUGAAUCAACUUUUGAUUGGUGCAUCCCCUAUGUCAACAUGAAUAAAACAUUUUAUAAACCAAA
Molecule: messenger RNA, 1770 nt
Organism: Nothobranchius furzeri (turquoise killifish)
Lineage: Eukaryota; Metazoa; Chordata; Actinopteri; Cyprinodontiformes; Nothobranchiidae
Product: 14-3-3 protein beta/alpha-1
Biological process (GO): signal transduction; intracellular protein localization
Cellular component (GO): cytoplasm
Source: RefSeq, a predicted model, not a curated record